Molecule: messenger RNA, 621 nt
Organism: Electrophorus electricus (electric eel)
Lineage: Eukaryota; Metazoa; Chordata; Actinopteri; Gymnotiformes; Gymnotidae
Gene: fgf16
Product: fibroblast growth factor 16
Molecular function (GO): growth factor activity
Source: RefSeq, a predicted model, not a curated record
AUGGCAGAGGUCGGCGGAUUUCUUGGGACUAUCGAUUUGGAUUUACAAAGCUUUCCUGCUUUCGGAAAUAUGCCAUCAGUGGACUCGCCUGCAGGUUUAAAUGAACGACUGGGACUGAUUGAAGGCAGAUUACAGCGGGGCUCUUUGACGGAUUUUGACCAUCUCAAAGGAAUUCUACGGCGACGACAGUUGUACUGUCGAACGGGCUUCCAGCUGGAGAUAUUUCCAAACGGAACAGUACACGGGACAAGACAGGAUCACAGCAGAUUUGGUAUCCUGGAAUUCAUCAGUCUGGCCGUGGGGCUGGUCAGCAUUAGAGGGGUGGAUGCUGGCCUUUACCUGGGAAUGAAUGAAAAGGGGGAACUCUAUGGGUCGAAGAAAUUGACAGCAGAGUGUGUGUUUCGUGAGCAGUUUGAGGAGAACUGGUACAACACCUAUGCAUCCACCUUGUACAAGCACCCAGACACCGGAAGGUACUACUAUGUGGCACUGAACAAGGAUGGUUCACCUCGAGAAGGCGGCAGGACUAAAAAGCACCAGAAGUUGACUCACUUCCUGCCCAGGCAUGUGGAGAUCGAGAAGAUCCCCCAGGCUUACAGGGACUUGUUCCAGCACAGGUGA